GGCGGGGCGGGCCGGGGGCGGGCCGGGGGCGGGCUCGGCGGGCAGGCGGCGGCUGCAGGGGCUCGGCUCGGGGCCUGCACCUGGACACCGGCGCGCGGCCCCAUGGCCCCGUCGCGCCGGCAGCUCGGCGUCCGCGCCGCCUACGCGGGCUUCGGUGCCCUGGCCGGCCUGUCCAUCUUCCUCGUCUGGACCGUGGUCUACGGGCAGCCGGGCACGGCGGCCAUGGGGGGCCUCGCAGGUGUGCUGGCGCUCUGGGUGCUGGUGACGCACGUGAUGUACCUGCAGGACUACUGGAGGACCUGGCUCAAGGGCCUGCGCGGCUUCUUCUUCGUGGGCGUGCUCUUCUCCGUGCUCUCCGCCGCCGCCCUCUGCGCCUUCCUCGCACUGGCCAUCAUCCAGCACCAGCGCCUCACGGACCCCAACAGCUACUACCUCUCCUGCGUCUGGAGCUUCAUUGCCUUCAAGUGGGCCUUUCUGCUCAGCCUGUACGCCCACCGCUACCGGGCCGACUUCGCCGACAUCAGCAUCCUCAGUGACUUCUGACCCGGGGGUGAGGCCUCUGCAGCCUGGGGGUCCUGCGCACCUGGACGUGGCUUCUGAAACAGCAGCUGGGGACCCCGGGAGCCACAGCGGAAGGGCUGCAGCCCGUCCUCAGGGGGAGACCGGGGUGCGCUGGGAAGGGGGGCUUCUCCCAGGCGGGAGGGUGGCCCAGAGCCCCGUGUUCAGGAGGGCGGAGGGCAGUGAGGCCGGAGGUACGCCUGGGUCGGGCUCCCUGGGGCUCUGGACCUGCUAGCCCAGUUGUGCUCCCUGGGGUGGGCCAGAAGCCGGGGUGGACAGGUCAAGGAAGGCAUUUGUCCUUCAGGUCCCGACCCCAGGACCCAUCCUCUAAGGCCCCGGGGGAGCACUGAGCUCCUAGGCCCAGGCCUGGGGCAUGCACUGGACCACAGUGGUCCAGAUCUCUGCCCUGUCCACUGGCCCUGUCCCCUGCCCCGCUCAAGCCUCCUCACCACACUUCCCACCCCUUCCACCUCGCAGGGGUGCCCCCAUGAGGGCAGACUAGGAAAGGCUCUUGGACAGAGUGCUCCUGCCCGCCCCCCUCCAAGGGCUCUGGGGAGACAGGCAGUCCACUGCAGACCAGCAGGCCCUCCCCGCCCCCCCAUGGCCCCAGACCUCCAUUUCCAUCCCCCGGUCUCGCCCCGCCCAGCCCCCACCCAGCCUCGCAUCACCGGGCGCUGUUCCCUUAGAAACCCGUUCCUUCUAGAUGGGACCUGCCCCUGCCCCCAGCACUGGCGCGGCAGCAGCGGGGACGCUUCUGUUAGGCCACCUUUGUGCAUUCGACCCUGUCCCCCCACCCCCCAGACGAGUCCAGCCUCUCGGCUCUGCCUUAUUGGUGUCACUGUCACUUCUGCAGAAAUACAGCAGUCAUCUCUCUCGGA
This is a messenger RNA of Sorex araneus (European shrew), 1436 nucleotides long. RefSeq names its product solute carrier family 48 member 1 (gene SLC48A1). Gene Ontology annotation, molecular function: heme transmembrane transporter activity; heme binding. Bases 103 to 543 code for a protein of 146 amino acids. Gene Ontology annotation, biological process: heme transport. The transcript is spliced from 3 exons. Lineage: Eukaryota; Metazoa; Chordata; Mammalia; Eulipotyphla; Soricidae. Gene Ontology annotation, cellular component: lysosomal membrane; plasma membrane. The record is from RefSeq and is a predicted model, not a curated record.